CCACCGUUGCAGACAAUUUACGAAUGAUUUACAUCAAUUGUCAGCAACCAAAGAGAACAAGGAAGGAGGAAGGGGGAGCGCCACAGAGCAACGGGCUGACGGGCUGCCACGCACGCACGCACCAUGCUGAUGGGUGUUGGCGGUGGCAGUGGCACUGGUGGAGGCGGUGUGCGGGUGAACAGGCUCGCUGGCGUGCUUGCAGCAGCGACUGUGUUGGUGGUUUGGCUGUGGAUGCAAGUGCUGGGGCAAGGCAGUGCACCGGUGACCCGGCCCAACUCGGUUGUGGUUGUGGUGCCACCUGCCGAUCUGGGCGUGGAUCACCUCUCUCACGUGCAGCCGGUGCAGAUGGAGAACAUCGCCGUGGCCCCUGGUGACGACGGCCAGAUGCGGGAACAGCACGAAGAUCAACGAAGAAUACACGCCCAGUACGGGGACCAACAGGGACAAAGAUUACAUGAGCAGGGGCAGUCAGAAGAUGCCCAGCGUGGUGGAGCACAAGGAAUCAAUACACAGGAGCACCCCGUGGAGAGAAUAGGGGGCAAUGCAGAAGCAGGACACGGAGAGACCAACACCCAUAAUGGAGGCAACACAGGUGGAGUGACUGGGGCAGCGAAUACCGUGGAUGCUGCAGCUGUCGAAGAGGUGUUGUUUGUGAUGGUGUCGAAGAAACACAAGCACCUGGCGGCGUUCCUGCGGUCCUUGGAGCGAAGCGACUGGCCAAAGAACAUGGUGAUUGUGUUCUCGCACGACUUUCACAAUUCCAGCACCGUUGCCCUGACGCGCGAGGCCAAGGCAGUGUUUCCGAACAGCGAACAGUGGCUGCACCCGUUUGCAUGCUCGCAGUCGGAUCCGGCCGGCCCCGCCCGCGGGUUCCCGCGCUUCACCCCCACAGGCGCCGAGAUUGACGACUGGCAAGGCAGCUGCGUCAAGAACCACUGGUGGUGGGCAGCCAACAAGAUCUGGGGCUCGUAUUCGAACCUGCGCAUCAUGUACUACCUGGAAGAGGAUUUCCUCGUGUCUGCGCAUGCGUACAGCGCUGCCACGAUCAUGCGACGGCAAGCGGAGGCUGGCGACAUGCUGGGGUUCAUGCUGGAGUGUCGUCGCAACCUGUGGACGGUAUCCGGUGCCAUGCUGCGGCGCGCGUGGCUUGAUAUCCACAGCAAUGCCGACUUCUUCUGCCACUUUAACGAAUACAACUGGGAUCUCUCUGUGAAGCAAGCCCUCAUCCGCUUUGCAUCAGAGCCAUCGCACCGCAUGUACAUAUGCGCACCGCGACGGUUUGCUCAGCACACGGGCGACAUUGGGCAGGGCCUCACGCGGGGCAAGGAUGUGGGCGGCGAUGAGGAGGAGGAUCGACUGAUACGGGAGCUUGAGACAUCGUUCUACGCAAAGACAGACACGCAGACGCUGAGCGAGCACGCAGCCACAACGCGGGUGGAGAAGCUGUCACGGCAGCACAAGGGCUUCAAGGGGUUUGCAGACAUGCGCUACCAGCACCACUGCAUGCACGUUGCCAGCUACUACGAUGGCCGUGGCCGUGGCGAGGGUGAUGAUGACGAGGGGAGUGAUGCAUGGAUAGCUCGCUUCGUACAAGAGACCCUGUCACUGUCGCCGGAAUAAACACAGCCAUAUCUAGGCGUGUGUGUGCGUGCGUGCGUGCGUGCGUGUGUGUGUGUGCGCGUGUGUGCAUGUCAUGUGUGCACCUUCGGUAUGCUUGGGAGGACUGUGUCCAUGAUGUCAUGUCAAUGAAUGUCCAACCGGUGGUGUAUUCGGGUUGGGGAAUUGCAAAAGGCACAUAUGACACACACACACACAUAUACAAAUAUGAAG
This is a messenger RNA of Salpingoeca rosetta, 1830 nucleotides long. RefSeq lists its product as uncharacterized. NCBI's taxonomy places the organism in Eukaryota, Choanoflagellata, Craspedida, Salpingoecidae. The transcript is spliced from 2 exons. Gene Ontology annotation, cellular component: Golgi stack; Golgi membrane. Gene Ontology annotation, molecular function: alpha-1,6-mannosylglycoprotein 2-beta-N-acetylglucosaminyltransferase activity. Bases 124 to 1620 code for a protein of 498 amino acids. Gene Ontology annotation, biological process: oligosaccharide biosynthetic process; protein N-linked glycosylation. The record is from RefSeq and is a predicted model, not a curated record.